AUGCUAGCAAGAAUCCAAUCUAUGGCUUCCGGAAUUGCCUCAAAAGCUCAGGCUUACACCACGAAGUCCAUUUACUACUCCAAAGUGGUGGGCGAGCUUUCAAAGCAGGUAUACUUGAAAGAGGGUAUGCAACCUCCCUCCGUCUCCGAUUUCCAAAGUGUCUACACAAAAUUGUACAAGCAGGCCUUGAGUGUGGCUCUGAAGCCCAAGCAGUCGUUGAGCAUGUUCAAGAACGUCCAAAAAGACGACGUGGUCAAAUACGGUGCGUACGGCAUCCAACUGGCCGGUCUGUACUCUUUGGGUGAGGUCAUUGGCAGAAGAAAGGUCGUUGGUUACACCAACUAUGCUGCUCACCAUUGA
Messenger RNA from Lachancea nothofagi CBS 11611, 360 nucleotides. The record is from the annotation of a GenBank genome assembly. Lineage: Eukaryota; Fungi; Ascomycota; Saccharomycetes; Saccharomycetales; Saccharomycetaceae.